Engraulis encrasicolus (European anchovy) is the source of this 2487-nucleotide messenger RNA. It is a transcript of the gene laynb, whose product is annotated as layilin b. The transcript is spliced from 8 exons. The record is from RefSeq and is a predicted model, not a curated record. The coding region runs from base 594 to 1895 and encodes 433 amino acids. Lineage: Eukaryota; Metazoa; Chordata; Actinopteri; Clupeiformes; Engraulidae. Gene Ontology annotation, molecular function: hyaluronic acid binding.
UCAUAGGAUCACGGUUGGUUGGUGACCUAAUACUUACUCUGUGUACUGACUCACUUGACCAGUGAAGAUGAUUCACAAUCUUGUGUGACUUCCAUAUCUGUGUGGGAGAGGGACCUUUCACAUUUCCACUGUUUAUAUUGUCCAAGCUGCGACGGGCAUCGAUGGAACGCCCGGAGUGCACAUUCAAAAACAUUGGAGCACAGAACUGGGUCGUCAUGCUCGUGGACUUUUGUUUUCCAUUAUUUCUGUUGUCAAACAUGUCACUGUGGUGGCCAUUUGUUUCGGUCAGGCGCCUGCCUGCCUGCUAACAGUAGUCCGGUUGGGUCUUAUUCAUACACAACAUCUGCAUCCCAUACAAGCCCUUCCAUCCUCCCACACCACACCACACCAUCCCACCCCGUCACCAGCGGGGCCGCACGCAGCCCCCCUACCUCAAUCUGAUUGGACGGACCACUGCUCCGUUAGUUCUGUUUUCGGCGAGUCUGAAGAACUAGUCAAGAACAGUUUUCGGGGCUGAAUAGCGCUAUUAUCCCCUGUUGUUAGUGUUGCGCUGAUGGCUUGACUACUUCCCAGGGGGCUGAAAAUGUGAAGAGAUGGACUUUGUGACGAUAUUUGGAGCAAUUUUGGUGGUUUUCUGGCACACGGGCUCCGCAUCGAAACUCUUCAGUGGCCAGCGGAUCUGCCGGCGCGGCACGGAGCGCCCAUGCUACCGGCUGGCCCACAUCCCCGACCCUCGGCAGCGCGUGAGCUUCGAGGGGGCACGUGAGGCGUGCCGCGGGGACGGCGGCGAGCUGCUGAGCAUCGAGACGGAGGACGAGCAGCGGCUGGUGGAGCGCUUCCUGCACGAGCACACGGGGGACUUCUGGAUCGGCCUGCGCCGGAGCCUCAGGCACAGGGAGCCUGGCGUCAGCUGCGCAUCGCUAUACUAUUGGCUGGAUCGCAGCAAGGCCACGUAUAGCACGGAGCCUGGCGUCAGCUGCGCAUCGCUAUACUAUUGGCUGGAUCGCAGCAAGGCCACGUAUAGGAACUGGCAGUGGGAUGAGCCGUCGUGUGGGCGUGAGAUGUGCACGGUGCUGCUCCUCAGACCCCCCUCCACCCCCACACAGCAGGGCUGGCUCAACUACAAGUGGAACGACGUCAGCUGCAACCUUAAACACAACUUCAUAUGCAAAUAUGCUGAAGAAAAGAAGCUUGAUAUAAUCACUACUCCCGCCAUCCCCAAAUACACAGAUGCUCCAGUUGUAUCUGUGCUGCCCAACCAGCCGUCAGUCACAGGAGGAGGCCUGGACGACGGAACCAGCGUCUCAGAACCAUCUGUGUCGUCCACUGACACCACUCUGAACAUCCUGCUCAUCACGAUCCCCAUCCUGCUGCUGGUGCUGCUGCUGGCCUCGGGACUCUUCUGCUACCGCGUCCUAGCCAACAGGAGGAAGGAGCAGUCGGAACCCAUCUACGCCAAGCCGGGCCAGUGGGUAUCGGUGGGCGACCAUGACGGAGGCGGCGGCAUCCUUAUCUCCCAGCUCCACCACCAGGGGGCUCCACUGAGCCCCAUACGCCACCUCCACAACACCACCAUGCACCACCACAAGGCCACACACGCCAGCCCCAUACACCCCCACCCCCACCCCAAUGCCACACACAACAGCAGCCCCUUGUUUGGCCUGCACUCUCCACAGGGGGCUCCACUGAGCUCCUCCACCAGCAGCAGGCGGCCACACAGCCCCACUGCUGCUGCUGCCACCACGAUGGCGCCCCCUAGUGAGGACUAUGAGAACGUGGCCCCCAGUAAAGUGGUGGACAAGAGCGGCUUUGUGACCAACGACAUCUACGAGAGCUGCCGCAACCCCAGCGCUGCGGAGGCCGGAUGGGUGGACAAUGAGAUCUACGGAUACUGAGCGCAGAAACACACACACACACACACACACACACACACACACACACACACACACACACACACACACACACACACACACACACACACACACACACGUGCGUGCACAUACAUAUGCAAUUCAACGAGGGUUGCCACAAUCCCAGUACUGUUGAUCCAGGCUGGAUGGACAUUGAGAUUUAUGAAUAUUAAACACAUGCACGCACACACACACACACACACACACACACUAUGCUGGACUGGCUCAAAACACACACAUAAGUAUAUAUCCAUACACGCUCAUACUAUACAUUACCUUUACUAUGACCUCAUGUGGAAAACCUUGGUCAACCUUGCCUUUUAACUCUAUUACUUCUGACAUGUAGUGGCUGGUACUUUUAUCAAAAACCCAUUUUCUCCUUUGUUGACUUUACAUAAUGGGAAGCAGUUGUGAGUAAAUAUGCUAUUUAUAUGUUACUGAAAACCAUGAUGCUAACAGGUCUUGUUCUCCAUAGAAAUGUUUUAUUAUUAUUAUUACAUGAAUUGUGUCUGGCCUUUUUAAUGAAUCCAUUGUAAAAAAAAAAAAAAACCAAUGCAUUGCAUACUCAGUAAAAUUA